CUUCACUUUCGGCACCGCAACCAGCAGAAUCAGAGGACCUCCAAGUAAACCUCAUGCUGAAUUGAGGGCAGAGUCAUGGUGGUGAAGAAGAAGACAGCCAGAGUAGAGGCUGUGGUUUUGGAGGAGGAGAAACUACACCAGCUGAUAGCAUCCCUGUCUUUGGAUGGAGGAGAGGAUGGAGUCAGGCAGGUUGCCCAGACCCUGCAGUCCUGCUUGGAGCUGACAGAUCCAGUGCAGCAGAUCCAGCUGGUUAAAAAGGCAGGGUCCCAGCUGGAGGCACUGAGUGAAGAGGAGCCUGAUGGAGCUCUUCUGGAUGCCUGUCUACACACCCUGUCUCUGGUCUACACCUCCCUGCAGGCCAAGAACCCCCUACGACGAGCCAUUGCCAGUGCCUUAGGUUCAGUGCCAGCCUGGCUACAAGAACGGACUGUAAACAGUUUGUCUGCCUGCUUGUCUGACUGUCUGUCCAAGGCAACUUCAGAUCAGUAUCCACACAUUGUAGACACCAUCACUGCCUGUCUGGAUGGCUUCAGUCCUGGUGAGAGAUGCAUCAACAAACUGCUGGCUGAAGUGUUGCAGUUCCUUCACAAGGGAUUGAGUGAAUACCUUCACCAGAACAGUGGUCUAGCAGGACGUCACAUUGUCCAGGCCCAGCUGAUGCAGUCCUGCCUGGCUGCGGUAAAGACCUCCAUGCUGGUAAUCCAGAGAUCCCAGGGGAUCAUCAGCACUGCCCUGCAGGCUGAACAGAAUCAUUGCAAGCUGGACGACACACUGAGCAGCCUCCUGGGCUGCUACACACACAUCCUCACUGAUGAGGAAUUCAUCCAGUCAGUGCAGAGUACAGCCGGUAUGGCUGUGGUGUUAUUAAUCAGGUCUGUCAUUGGUUGUGGAGAUGAAGUUGCCUCUGUGGUGUGCAGUUUGCUGCGUAGCUCGGCGCAGGGUUUGGACUCAGCUCCUCAGUGGCUAAAGCAGAGGUGUGAGGGUCUGUGUACCAGUGGGCGCCCACCGGGUGUCUCUCUGUAUUUAUGUCAUGGGGCUCUGGCCAUGUUGAGCUGGAAGGGUGCUCUGCCUGGGCCUCAGUGGGAACAGCUGCUGCUGUUGGUCCCAAACACGCUCCUGGAUCUAGAUGUCAGUAUAAAGGAGUCCAGUACAGCCAUGGUGGUUGCUCGGGUGCUGACCCUGUGGAGUGGUGCUGCCCUGGACUGUCUGCAGGGAGAGAGGCAGCCCUGCCCUCCCCACCUUCAACAGUCCCUCAGUGGAGGCUCAGAGCUACAGCGACACCUGCUGGAGCAUAUCUACUCCCACUGGGAGCACCCACUAGACGGAGUCCGUCACCAAACCCGCUCCCUGUUCCGCAACCUUCUCCUCCUCCAUCAGCACACCAACCUGUCCAUCUCUGACCCAACCAAUGACUCCUACAUCACAGAGCUCACCCAAAGCCUGCUGGGACUUGAGUGGCACAUGCGGGGGAAGUAUGGCUCCUUGGGCUGCCUUGUGGAGCUCUAUGGGGCAAGGUACCUGCUUGGCAUCCAGCCUCAGCUGCCUUCAUGUCUCCUGGGCCUGAUGGGUGACCAGACCUUGGCUCCUUAUGCCAGCGACCUCCUGGAGAGGCUGUUUGUCAGCCACAAGUCACAGCUGGCCAGUGAGGCUGGUGCAGCCACAGAGGACUGGAUGGAGCGUUGGCACCAGACAUGGGUAACCCCCUUGCUACAGGUGCUCUGCCGAGCCAGACUGGAUCAGACCACGUACAUUCUGGACUAUUUCCUGCCUAAGCUGCUCCGCUGCAGCCCCUCCAGUCUGGCGCACAUGGUGCAGGCCCUGCAGGACACACCACCAUGCAGCACAGGUCCUUCAGGCAGCAGGGGGGCGCUGGGAGCUCUCAUGACAUGCCUGCGGGCAGCCAGAGCCCAGGGUGUUGUUCCCUCUUCAAAGGAGGGUCUGUGGGGAGGACUGGUGCCCCUCUCCCUACUCCAACAAGCACUGGUACACAAACAUGAUCAAGUGAGGAUGGAUGCUUUGGGCUUAGUGUGUGAGAGCCACCGCAGCACUGAAGCUCUGACCUCACAGGAAAUGGACCUGAUGCGCCACUUCCUGCCACCUAAUCUCAACAGUCAGUCACCAGGUGUCAGACAGCAGUCAGUCAGCCUGUUGAAAAAGCUGCUCUGUAGAAUGAAGGACAGCACCGUGCUGCUGCAGAAGAGACUGGUCCAGGAGAGAGACCAGGAGCAACGAGACAGAGACCAGCAUACACUACACCUUUACAAGGAGUUCCUGCAUUGGCUGUGUGUGAGGCUGCUGGAGGUUUUGCUUCCUGGAGCUUCCUUCUCUAAAUGCCUUAUGUCCCUCCACCUGCUGUGUCUGCUGGGCGAGCUCUUCACCUACAGCACUGGCCCCGAUGUGUUUGCCCUCGGUGAAGUCGUGACAUCCUCCCAUGCUCAGAAUGUCCUCUACAGUGUUGCCAGCAACUUCCUGGAAGUCAAACAACUGGCGUCAGUGUUACUACAGCAACUCCCACCAUCAGCCGUGGGACUACAGGUGCCAGAGAGGAUGCGCUGUGUCCUUCAGGCUGCUCUGGACCUCAGCACCAGCACCAAGCCUUUUGACAGCGUCACAGCAGCCCACCUCCUCAACCUGCUGCUCCACCAGCCGCACCUGAGCCAGGCUCUGCUGCACUGUGCCCAGGAGCAGGGCCUCGAUUUCCACCUUCCCUCCUCACCCACCCAGGCUUCUGAGACAGUCAUCUUGGAGCGCAACACACUGGCUGUGAUUCAGUUCCUGCUGCACUGUCUGCAGUUGGAGGUGUCGAAGGCAGAGUCAUCUCUCUUGCAGGCGGCUGCUUCCUAUCCUCUCUACGGCAGAGCCCACUGCAUCACUGCUGUCCUGCAGCAUCUAAACACUGAGAGUUUGAGCCAGACUGAGCAGUGGAGGCAUCUGGUGUCAGAGCUGAUCGCUGUGUGCUACCGGAUGUCUGAUGUGGUCUCCCCUGUAGUCCAGAGCUCCUCCCCAGAGGGGCUUAUCCCCAUGGAUACUGAUUCAGAGGCGUCAGCAGGUCUGCAGAGGAUCCUGCAGGAGAUUCAGCCCAGGGACACCAAUGACUUUUUCACAAGUGCCAGAGAGCUGGAAACACACCACGGAGAAGACCACACACAGACCCAGACUGCACACACACCAUCACUGAACACAGGCGGUGAGGGCUACAGGGUGACAGCCCAGAUGGUGCUGGUAUGUUGCUGGCGGAGCAUGAAGGAGGUGGCCAUGCUGCUCGGACAGCUGUGUCAGAGCCUGCCUCUGCACUACACCAAUGACACCCACACACACCCUGGACUCAUCACAGAAGAACAGGUGGAGGGGGUAGGCCUUUACUUCCGUCAGCAGCUCCUGCAGUCCCGUCAUCGUGGCGCCUUUGAACUGGCUUAUGUGGGCUUUGUGCGCCUCACCGACAUGCUGUGCAGGAGUGGAAGUCAGGCCCUGCAGCAGCUUCCGGCCCGCUGGCUGUCUGAGGUUCUGGAGGAGGUUAAAUCCAGUGACCCUUCGUCCAAGCUGUGUGCCACACGACGCAGCGCUGGAAUACCCUUCUACAUCCAGGCUCUGCUCUCCUCUGAGCCCAAGUCGUCCAGUUGCAGUCUGUUGAAAAUGACCGUGAGAGAACUGAUCGCGUUGGCCAUGCCCUCUGCUGACAGGAACACUGACAGCUCCACCGUCCCUCAGGUCCAUGCUCUGAACAUCCUCAGGGCGCUAUACAGGGACACUCGUCUGGGAGAAAACAUCAUCCCCUUCGUAUCAGAUGGGAUGCAGGCUGCUGUACUGGGCUUCACCUCUCCUGUGUGGGCAGUUAGGAACUCCUCCACUCUUCUCUUCAGCACUCUGAUCACAAGGAUCUUUGGCGUGAAGAAGGGGAAGGACGAGCACUCUAAAAAGAACAGGAGUGGAAGUCAGGCCCUGCAGCAGCUUCCGGCCCGCUGGCUGUCUGAGGUUCUGGAGGAGGUUAAAUCCAGUGACCCUUCGUCCAAGCUGUGUGCCACACGACGCAGCGCUGGAAUACCCUUCUACAUCCAGGCUCUGCUCUCCUCUGAGCCCAAGUCGUCCAGUUGCAGUCUGUUGAAAAUGACCGUGAGAGAACUGAUCGCGUUGGCCAUGCCCUCUGCUGACAGGAACACUGACAGCUCCACCGUCCCUCAGGUCCAUGCUCUGAACAUCCUCAGGGCGCUAUACAGGGACACUCGUCUGGGAGAAAACAUCAUCCCCUUCGUAUCAGAUGGGAUGCAGGCUGCUGUACUGGGCUUCACCUCUCCUGUGUGGGCAGUUAGGAACUCCUCCACUCUUCUCUUCAGCACUCUGAUCACAAGGAUCUUUGGCGUGAAGAAGGGGAAGGACGAGCACUCUAAAAAGAACAGGAUGACGGGCCGAGAGUUUUUCACUCGUUUUCCAGCUCUCUAUCCGUUCCUUCUGAACCAGCUGGAGGAGGCUGCAGCGACGGUGGAAAGUGACAGUGGUCAGGUGAAGCUUCACCCCAGUCUCUUCCUGCUGCUGCUGGUGCUCAGUCGACUCUACCCUUCUCCGAUGGAUGGAUCUUCUUCACCUCUGGGACUCGCUCCUUUCAUGCCCUUCAUCAUUAGAUGCGGACGCUCUGCAGUGUAUCGGACCAGAGAAAUGGCAGCUCGGGCCCUCGUCCCCUUUGUGCUGGUCACCCAGAUCCCAUCCACUGUCCACAUGUUACUGCAGGAACUUCCUGUAGAGCCCGGACCCAAAAUCCAACACAACCACAUCCACGGGACUCUGCUGCAGGUGCUGUUUCUGCUGCGCUCUUACCAAACUGACUCACACAGACCCCUGCCAGCAGGAAAUGGCAUCACCGAAGGCCUCCAUCAGCGCAUGUGGCUCGCCUCACGACAAAAUGGCUGUGUGGUGACCAGAGGAGCCUUUCUGGAUGUGCUGGUGUGUCUGUGUGGGCCCAAGAUCAGUCUUCUGGAUGAUUCAGAGGUCAGUGGUCUCCGUCAGGAAGCCAUGUCCACCCUGAUGGCCUCAGACCUCAUCACCACAGACACUUCCUCUACCACCCUGGGGCCCGGCAGCACCCAGUACCUGCUCAGCCUGGCUCGGAUGGCCCUUAGCGCCAGCGUGGAGAUCCCUGAGCUCUGGGGGGGGCUUCAGCUCAUGAGCCACCUCCUGCAGUGUUUGCUGCAGUGUCCACAGUACGAGGUGAGGGAGCUGGCACUGGCGGGGGUCCUGAAGUGGCUGCAGGAGGAGGAGGAUAAGACGAAGAGACCUCAGUGGCUGGACGAGACCACCCUGUCUAACCUGAUCAGCCUGGCUCUUCAAGAGACACACCCCCAGUGUCUGGCCAAGGUCCUCACGGUGUUGUGUGUGUUGAGCUCCAGCAGUGAGCUCGAUUGGAGGGAUGAUGUAAAGACUUUGUCUCAGGAGGAGCUCCUGCUGCACCUUCUUGCUCUGGCUCAGAAUUCUACCCACAGUGUGGAGCUCCACUGUGCUGCCCUGACUCUGGUCUCUCAAUUGGUGGUUCAGCUGGUGAACUCUAACCCUCAGGGAGCGAAUGCAGUGACUUGUUUGGCUCAGUGGGGGGCGCUGGUGUGCUCAUGCUGCAGCGAGGAGCAGCCAGUGGAGGUGAAGCUGAUGGCUGCCAAGGUGUUGGUCAACUGCACAGGAACUGUACUGACCAGCCCCCAUCUGCCAUUGGGUCUGUCCACAACAGUUUCUCUGUGGAGGAGUCUGUUUACGCUGCUGCAGGAUGAAGACCAGGACGUCCGAGAUUCAGCCUCUGACUUCAUCUCCAAUGUACCAGCGCCUCUGCUCAGUACAGAUGUGACAGGUGUGUCCGUGUGUCCUCCAGUGGCCCUGGACUCAGGCGUGGGGCUUCUGUGUCGGCUGUUUGAGCUGUGGGGACAGGUACCAGCAGGUGUCCUCGCUCUGACAGAAUGGCUCCUGGGAGAUGAAGAAGAAGCCAAUGAUGAGGCAGUUGCAGAAGAAGCUUCCAGUCUGGACGAAGAGGAAUUCCUGUUUGAGAAGGGGGAUCUAAACCUGUGGGCCGAGCCGGUCCAGUGGGUAAAGCUGCUUCACAGACACGUCGGGUCCCUCAUCGUGACUUUUAGGCAGACCCAGGCCUCAGGAAUCACAGGGCCGGACCAGGUCCACCAACUCCAUACACUGUCGACUCAGGCCCAAGCCAAGGCACUCGGCUCCCAGCAGGCCCUGGACUCCCUCCCUGCCUUGCCCCAGUUCUCUUUAACUAUGGAGCACGCCCGCCUGGUGCUGCGGCACCAGAGGGCCAGUCUGGCUCUAGAUGUGCUGGAGAGGCUGAGGUAGGAGUUAGCAGUCAUUGGCUCUUUUUUUUUUUUUUUAGGGUAAAUUUGUUCAAAUCAGAGGAAAAGUUAGCAGAAAAAUGCUUCAAUGAACCAAAGCAUGGGACCACAGACUGGCUUUGUGGUCAAAUGUUUUUCAUAUCAAAUCAAGGGAAUGACAGAUACAAUAGGAUUUUUUUUUACUCUGUACAUGUCUCUUACUUUGUCCUACAAAUGUUGAUUACCAAAUGUGUUUUAAUUUUUAUGAUUACUGUUCCUUAAUGUCUUUUAAAUAAAUAUAUCUGAAAUCA
Epinephelus lanceolatus (giant grouper) is the source of this 6607-nucleotide messenger RNA. It is a transcript of the gene thada, whose product is annotated as THADA armadillo repeat containing. The record is from RefSeq and is a predicted model, not a curated record. Gene Ontology annotation, biological process: tRNA methylation. Lineage: Eukaryota; Metazoa; Chordata; Actinopteri; Perciformes; Serranidae. Gene Ontology annotation, cellular component: cytosol.